AUGGCCAAUGUGGUUGAUAUCAUUGUGCUGGAUGACGGCGAUGAUGAGGAAGGACCGUCCUGUUCCCCUAAAGCAUCCUUUUCCCCUAAAGCAAAGGAAAGUCCACCUGAGCCUGUGCCAGCACCUGAGCCGCAAAGCAGUGGAAAGAAAGAUGGUGGAACAGCCAAAACAAGGCCCCAAUGGGUGCAGAAAACCAAAAACUUUUUGAGGAGUUUGUGGACUACUGCUCCAAGUUAACAGCUGAACAUCCAGAGGUAAUACCCUUCCUUCAAAAAUGUUACUCCAAGACCAACGCUAGCUACCUUUCUUCUGUUGAGUUCCGCAACACCUUGGGUCGCUGUCUCACGCGUGUGCAGGGCAAGCAAACAAAGCUCUAUGUUUACAUCAAUGAACUGUGUACUGUGCUCAAGAAUCAUUCCGAGAAGAAAAAAGUCAGUCUACGAACGCUAGCUGCCACUCCACAGCGUGACAAGGUGGAAGUCGAAGACUCAAAGGAAGGGGUAGAAACUGAAAAUACAAAGGAGGAGGAAGAAGUAGCGAACGCAAAUGAGGAGGCAUCGGAAAAGAAAGCGGGAUCCAAGCAUCAGAUCCGACGCCUCGAGAACCUUUUGCGGCUUUACGCUCAGGAGAUUCAGAAGCUACAAGAGAAGGAGCUGUCUCUGGAUGAUAUGGAUGAUGAGGACUCGACCUACAUCCAGGAGUCAAGGCUGAAAACAAAAAAUGAUUCGCAUCUAUGAGAAACUGUGUGAGCUGAAGGACUGCUCUAGCCUCACAGGUCGGGUUAUAGAGCAACGGGUAGAGUACAAGGGCACCCGAUACAAAGAGGUCAAUCGCCGCCUGGAAAAGUUCAUCAAUAAAACCAGAGAUGUCUUCCCGGAUUACGGCGAUAUCCUUAAGGUGGUCCAGAAAGCCAGUGAAAGGCAUAACCUAGGCCUGACACGCAAGCAUGUGCAAAGUAUAGCACAGGAUGCUUUUCGGGACCUUGGGAACAAGCUGAAAGACCGGAGACAUUUGGACUUGGUGUAUAACUUUGGUUCUCAUCUGACUGAUUUCUACAAGAGUGGUGACGACCCUGCUAAACAGGACACAAUCCUGGCCCGACGUCUCUGUGAAAACCGCAGCUUGGCUGUAAAUCGCUUGGAGGAUGUCAUCAAAAAAUUUGCAGAGAUGCAAGAUGAAGGGGAAGAGGAGGAUUGGAAGAACAAGAACAAAGACAGCGAAGUGCCGAGUACUUCCAAGGGUGUCAAGGAUUCUCCAAGAAGCAAAAGCGCAAAAUCUCACAGUUCAGCUGAAUCUGAGGAAGAAGAAGAGGAUGAAGAAGAUGAAGAGUCGGAGGAAUCGGAUGUGGAUAUUGAAGAAGAGCUGAGACAAAGCCAGGAGGCGGCUGAUGAUGAAAAUGAUGAAGACAUGAAUGUCGACUACUUGAAUGAAACCGACCAAGAGAUGGGAGGAGGAGACAUCCGAUCCCCAGAACUCUUCUCCUGCUAGUAAGGAGGAGGGGGAGAAUGAAGACAGUGAGGAUUCCGAUCAGGAUGGAGAUGAAGAGGAUGAAGAGGGGUCAGAUAAAGAUGAAGACCAGGAUUUGUCCUCAGGUUCUACAUCUCUCUCACCUGAGAAGGAAGACCAGAGUACAAGCUUAGAGCUAGAGGUGGAGGCAGCUUCUCCUGCCUCUCCAUGUCUUAGCAAUGAUAGCCAACUGGUUAACCAGCCACAAGAGGACCAUGCUAAACAAGAGAAGGGCAAUGUGACCUCAGGUGUGGCUUCUGAGGAGGCAGAUUCUGGAAAUCAUGAUGUGGAGGAGAACUUGGAAAUGAGCGUUGUUGAAGAGGAUUUUGAUUGGGGGGAUGAAAAAAACACUGAGUUAGUAAAUGUGCCUUAUGAGGAGGCAAGAGCGCCUUCCAGCAAGGAGCAGGGUACUAGGAUGUGUACAGAAACAAAAAACAUAGUAACGGAUCCCAAGAGCCCACCGACAAGGGGAAAAGAGGGAAAGUCCAGUCGUUUGGACAAAUGCAUCAACAAAAUUGCAGGCAGUCUUGCUCACAAGGUUCCUAUCAGACCGGAGGAUUCGCCAUCUGUGGGCAGUGAGGAGGAGCGCUUCAGGCAUGUAAAUAACAAAAAGCUGGGUUCAGGGAGAUCAACAAGGACCAAGGAGCAGAGCAGUAACGGGAAGCUGGUCUGUAUAGAUACUCCUGGAGAGCACGGGGACUCUGUACGCAAGAUUGCAUUCAGCCACAGUCAGUCUUCAAAUAAAAACUCAGAAGUGGUGCAGUUGGAUAAUUGCAAAAGCAGCAUAUGCAGUGACACCAGCAACGGAGUUCACACGGCCGUGGUUAUGUCAUCCACUCCCAUAAAUCGUUUAAAACGGAAAAGAGACACGAGCACCCCUACAGACUCUGUUAUCACAGUGAAAGUUGAGGAAAUUGGUUCCAACAAAAGGAAAAGAAGCGCAGCGCACCUCACAGUUAUGGACUGGGAACGGAGUGGCAAAGUACAAAGCGGAAGAAAACGACACACAACAAAAACUCAGUGUUGCAAAACUCAACAGAACAAGCAGUACAUAUACUUCUUACUCCAGCCCUUCCGAGCCUUGCAGUGACAAUGAGCACGACAUAACACUAGACUUGAUGGUGACCUGCAGCCCACAGGUGACCCCGAACAAGACCCCGUCCCGACAAAAGACUGAUGCUGCCACGCAGUGUGACCCAGAUGAGGUGAUCGUUUUGUCAGACUGA
This is a messenger RNA of Staurois parvus, 2732 nucleotides long. Lineage: Eukaryota; Metazoa; Chordata; Amphibia; Anura; Ranidae. The record is from the annotation of a GenBank genome assembly.